AUGGCCUCCAUCCUCCAUGGCGUCCUGAACGCGACCAACUUCCGCAACCCGUUCCUGCGAACUCUGGUCCCAUCCAUAGGCCUGGCGUAUGGAAUCCAAGCAGCCGUCGCGGUGCCCUCGAUCUUCCUCCAGACAGAACGCUUCUACGACUUGUCCGGCUCGUUGACGUACAUCUCCUGCGCCGCCCUCUCCCUCUACCUUCCCACCAUCCGCGCGCGUCUCGCAGCAGGACCUGGAAGCACAGGACCGGCAUGGCCCAGCCUUCUCGGCAGCCUCGUGUCCAAGGGAGGGGUGAGCGCGUGGAACUGGCGCCAGGUCGUCCUCAGUGCGGCUGUGACUUUCUGGGCAACUCGAUUGGGCAGCUUCCUCUUCUCGCGAAUCACGGCCGAUGAUGGAAAAGACUCUAGAUUCGACAGCAUUCGUUCGUCCCCGCCCAAGUUCUUUGUCGCCUUCUUCGCCCAAGCAACCUGGGUCUCGCUCUGCCUGAUACCCGUUCUCGCCAUCAACAGCAUCCCCGCCACGACACUCGCCGCGCUGCCAUUGGUCACGAUCACAGACAUCAUUGGAAUCCUGCUGUAUGUAGGAGGUCUGGCAUUUGAGGCCACAGCAGACCAACAGAAGAGCCAGUGGGUGAAGGAGAAGAAGGAGAAGAAGCACAGCGAGGACUUUCUCACGAGGGGCCUUUGGUCGAAGAGCAGACAUCCCAACUACUUUGGCGAGAGCACGCUGUGGACCGGCAUUGCUACGACUGCUGCCGGCGUGAUGUUGAGCAAUGUGGGACAGGCAGGCAUGGGAUUCAGUGGAAGUGCUGUCAGCAGAAUUGGUGCUUUGGCAAUGGCUGCCGUGAGCCCUGCGUUUGUGACUUUCUUGCUUUUGAAGGUGUCGGGUAUUCCUCUCAGCGAAAACAAGUAUGACAUGCGGUACGGCGACAGGAAGGACUACCAGGAGUGGAAGAAGAACACGCCCAUGUUCAUCCCCAAGCUUUAG
Molecule: messenger RNA, 987 nt
Organism: Zasmidium cellare ATCC 36951
Lineage: Eukaryota; Fungi; Ascomycota; Dothideomycetes; Mycosphaerellales; Mycosphaerellaceae
Exons: 2
Coding region: 1-987 (328 amino acids)
Biological process (GO): lipid metabolic process
Cellular component (GO): membrane
Molecular function (GO): oxidoreductase activity, acting on the CH-CH group of donors
Source: RefSeq, a predicted model, not a curated record